AUGCCCGACGCGCUAAUGUCCACCAAGCAGACGGCCGCGCGGUUCGCCAACGCGCUCCGGUCCUUCUCCGCGUCCGGGGACGCCUUCCGCGUGCUGUCCACGGUGCCCCCCCGCACGGAAACACCUCCGCCGCCGCCGGACAGCCUCAUCGGCGGCGCCGGUGCAGGUGGACGUGGCGGUGACGACGAGGCCGUGUUCCUGUGCGGGUUCGACACGGUGGUGCGCAUCUUUGAGCCGCGGUACUAUGGGGGGAGCGGGGGGAUGGGGAGCGCGCUGGGGCCGUUCUUCCGGCGGGCGAGGCUGCGCGUGACGAUGAGGCCGGACGGUGCGUGGGGGACGGCUGGGGAGCAGGCGGCGUAUGUGGCUGGUCUGGAGGGGACGCUGGGCAGGAGCGGUGGUGAUGCGGCGUGGGUGAGGAGGAUUGAGUUGGUGGACGGGGUGGAGGGGGCGGUGAGCAGCUCGAGGGUGAGGGAGCUGGUGAGGACUGGGGAGAGGGGGCCGGCGGUGGAGGGCUUGGUUGGGGCCGAGGUUGCGAGGUGGAUUGACGAGGAGGGCUUGUAUAGGGAGUAG
Messenger RNA from Metarhizium brunneum ARSEF 3297, 570 nucleotides. Lineage: Eukaryota; Fungi; Ascomycota; Sordariomycetes; Hypocreales; Clavicipitaceae. The record is from RefSeq and is a predicted model, not a curated record.